Molecule: messenger RNA, 3558 nt
Organism: Emericellopsis atlantica
Lineage: Eukaryota; Fungi; Ascomycota; Sordariomycetes; Hypocreales; Bionectriaceae
Product: dipeptidyl peptidase IV N-terminal region-domain-containing protein
Exons: 2
Coding region: 303-3065 (920 amino acids)
Biological process (GO): proteolysis
Molecular function (GO): dipeptidyl-peptidase activity; serine-type peptidase activity
Source: RefSeq, a predicted model, not a curated record
GUGGCAAUCCGGAAGAGGGGACAACUCAAAAGGCCCAGCCCAGCCCAGCCCAGCCUUGGCUCAACGUAUCGCCCUCCAUCGCGUGCAUGUCAAUGGGCGCCACACCAAGCUAUUGACUGCCUCAAUAAGUCGUCAAAGCUUCAAGGGUUAACAGAGCCCUUCGAAAGCUAAACUGGACAAUCUACCUAGUCUAGUGUCCUGUUCAAGAUGCCUAUGCUGACGCCCCGCUGAUCUUGUCCCUACCAUCGCGAAACGCAUCCCAUCAAAUCCGAUCCGCAGCAGCAAGCGUCGCAUCCCCAAAGAUGCCGCCUGUCGCAGACGUCGAUACCGCGAAGCCUCGCGCGUCGCACGAGUCCCUGUCCUCCGUAUCGACCACCAGUCUCGUCUUCGAACGGAUACACGAACGCAACGAGAAGCAGUCGCACCCCGAGAAGGAUGAGAAUGGCGACAGCCGUGACGCUGGCUACGAUGACCUCGACGAUCAAGAUCCGCUGAGAGAGCCGGCCGAGGACCUCGAAACAGGCCCCUUUCUGGGAGACGACGGCAAUGGUGCGCCUCAGCAGCAGGGGGCCCGGCGCCAGCCCAUGGACAAGAAGAUGCGACGCAUCCUCAUCGCGGCUUUUGUCGUCUUCUGUCUAGGCUGGUUCGUCUCUCUAGCUGUCUUUGUCGCGACAGGGUCCUACAAACACUUGAGCGACGUGGACCACGACCCCGAUGCGAGUUCCCGUGGGUCGGGCAAGUCGGUGACUUUGGAUCAGGUGCUGGGGGGCUUCUGGAACGCGAGACAGCACAGCAUCAGCUGGAUCGCCAACCCCGAGGGCCAGGACGGUCUAUACGUGGAGCAGGGCACUGCAGGCAAGGACUUUCUUGUCGUUGAGCAUGUGCGCUCGGAAGACGAGGACAAGGACAAGCGCGGGAAGGAUGUUCCUGCGUCUCGGACACUCAUGAAAGAGACGUCUUUCCAGUUCGGCGACGAGACAUUCCGUCCUGCCUGGACCAAGCCUAGUCCCGACUUGAAAAGAGUCCUUCUGGGCGUGAACAAGGAGAAGAAUUGGCGCCACUCGUUCAUGGCGACGUACUUUAUCCUUGAUGUCGCGUCGCAGAAAGUCGAACCCCUGGUGCCCCUCGACGCCCAGGCGCGGGUUCAGCUCGCCCAGUGGAACCCACAGAGCGAUGCCAUCGCCUUCACCCGCGAUGACAACAAUCUGUACAUCCGUCAUCUCCAGGAUGGCAAGAAGGAGAAUAAGGUCACACAGGUCACCCACAACGGUGGUGCGGAAUACUUCAACGGUGUGCCGGACUGGGUAUACGAGGAGGAGGUGCUGCAUGAGCGCAUCGCCACCUGGUGGUCUGCCGACGGAAGCCACCUCGCUUUCCUCCAGACCAACGAGACGGGCGUCCCCGAGUAUCCCGUGCAAUACUUCCUGUCGCGGCCCAGUGGCACUGAGCCCCCGGAAGGCGAGGAGCGCUAUCCCGAGGUUCGCCAGAUCAAGUACCCCAAGGCUGGCGCGCACAACCCCGUUGUCCAAGUACGCUAUUACAAUGUCGACAAGGACGAGGUCUUCAGCGUCGACGCUGACAAGCAAUUCCCCGACGAUGACCGCGUCGUCAACCACCUGGUCUGGGCCGGGGACGACAAGGCCAUCAUCAAGCAGACGAAUCGCAUCAGCGACAAUUUAAAGGUCGUCCUGGUGGAUGUUGGGGAACGAAAAGCGCACAUUGUCCGCGAGCGAGAUGUUGGCAAAGAGGAUGGCGGCUGGUUCGAGCUAUCGCAUCAUCUCGCGUACGUGCCCGCCGAUAGCACGAACGGGCGUGAGCACGAUGGCUACGUGGACUCUGUCAUCCACGACGGAUACGAUCACAUUGCGUACUUCACACCCCUCGACAACCCUGACCCCAUCAUGCUCACAUCUGGCGAAUGGGAGGUGGAAGACGCGCCAUCUUCCGUCGACCUUGUGAACAACCUCGUCUACUUCAAGGCCGCCAAGGAGUCCUCCAUACAGCGACACGUAUACUCCGUCUCCCUGCUCGAUGGUUCCAACCUCGAAUGUCUCACUGACCCCAAGACUGAGGCCUACUACGACGCAUAUUUCUCCACAGAGUCGGGCUACACACUGUUGACGUACCACGGUCCGAAAACGCCCUACCAAAAGAUCAUCACCACCCCGUCAUUGCCAAAAGACCAGGGACCCUAUGAGCGCACAAUCGAGGAGAACAAGAAUCUCGCCGACCAGGCCCGCCGCCACGCCCUCCCAGUCCUCUCCUACGGCACGCUGGAUUUGCCCCACGGCGUCAGCGUCAACUAUCUCGAACGUCGCCCUCCGCACUUCAACCCUUCCAAAUCCUACCCUAUCCUCUUCCAGCAGUACUCCGGCCCCGGGUCGCAGCAGGUGACCAAAAAGUUCAGCGUCGACUUUCAAUCCUACGUCGCCUCCUCACUCGGCUACAUUGUCGUCACCGUCGACCCUCGCGGCACCGGCUUCAAGGGCCGUGACCACCGCGUCGGGGUCCGUGGCCAGCUCGGCGUGCUGGAAGCCGAGGACCACAUCGCCGCCGCCCAACACUUCGCCUCGCUCCCCCACGUCGACGAGACCCGUCUGGCCAUCUGGGGCUGGUCCUACGGCGGCUUCACCACCCUCAAGACCCUCGAGCAGGACGCCGGGCAGACGUACUCGUACGGCGUCGCCGUCGCUCCCGUCACGGACUGGCGGUUCUACGACAGCGUGUAUGCGGAGCGAUACAUGCGCCUCCCCAAGGACAACGAGGACGGCUACGAAGAGUCCAGUGUCCACAACGCCACCGCUCUGGGGGAAAAUAUCCGCUUCCUCUUGAUGCACGGCGUCGCGGACGACAAUGUCCAUUUCCAGAACAGUCUGACCCUCCUCGACGACCUCGAUCUCGCAGGCGUAGAAAAUUACGACGUGCAUGUCUUCCCUGAUAGUGAUCAUGGCAUUUACUUUCACCAGGCCAACAGGAUUGUAUUCGAUAAAAUUACAAACUGGCUCAUCAACGCAUUCAACGGUGAAUGGUUGACCAUCAAGAAUCCCAAACCCAUUGAUACAUAAACCAGCAUACAUCAUCUACAACCCGCGACAUUUCUUGAGAAAAGAAGGGAGUUUGGCGUUCUGAUCUCUUGCUGUAACGUAGUAGCACCCAGUGGGCCUCUUUGAAUACGAACCGAUGUACUACCUUAUAAUGCGGGAGAUAUUGUCAAGCAUACCACAUCUGUUAUUGAGCAUACCCAGCGGGGCCAAGUUUGGCGCGAGAUAUAGCAGCCCUUGUUUAGCCGUAAAUCCACUGCCUCUCGUAGCUUGAAAUUUUGACGCUAUCGUUAACGAAUACUAGACAGUAUUGAAUUCACCUACGGGGUAGGGAGCCUCUACGCUAUAGCGUCUGCCACACUUAACUCAACCGGUUAUGCUCAAUAACAGACGUGGUAUGCUUGAUAAUACCUCCCUAUAAUACACAUACAUACAAGAUAACGAUUGACCGCCCUCGCGCACGCGCUUCCACCUCCCAUUCGAGACUGUACCCGUCUCAAAGGUCUCGUCUUCCGCA